AUGCCGCCUCGCCGGGAUGACCGACUUGCGGUCAUCAACACUAUUUUCGGAGGCCCGAGCGGGGGCCAGUCUGGAAACAAGAGGAAACAGCUAGCUCGCGAGGCCAGGCGCGAGGUGUGCAACAUCAGGGAGCAGAAACCUACUUGCUCCAUCACUUUCGGCGACGUGGACCUGGACGGGGUCCACUUGCCUCACAAUGACGCGCUCGUGAUCGCCCCUCUUAUUGAUCACAUCCUGGUCCGACGAGUAUUGGUUGAUGGAGGGCGUCUGAUGAAGUGGGCAUUGGAAUUGAGCGAAUACGACAUCCAGUUCGAGCCCAGAACUGCGAUAAAAGGACAAGCAGUGGCCGAUUUUAUGGUGGAGCUCACUCCACCACCUCAGUUGGUCAAAUCCGACCUCCCGUGGACGAUCUUUGUUGAUGGGUCUUCUAACGAGAGGGGGUGCGGGGCAGGAAUCCUCUUGCUCGCACCAGGAGGUGAGCGAUUCGAAUAUGCUCUGCGGUUCAACUUUCGGACCUCAAAUAAUAAGGCCGGGUACGAAGCACUCCUAGCAGGCCUGCGCGUUGCCAAAGGAUUGGGGGCCAGUCACAUAAAGGUCUUUAGUGACUCCCAGCUAAUUGUAAAUCAGAUCAAGGAGGAGUACCAAGCGAAGGACCCCCGGAUGGAAAAAUAUCUAAGCAAGGUCAGAUCGCACCUUGCCCAGUUCGGGACUUACGAGGUGAGUCAAGUUCCAAGAUCUGAGAACUCUAAUGCAGAUGUCUUAGCUAAAUUGGCAUCAGCAUACGAGACCGACCUGGCUAGGUCGGUCCCGGUCGGAAUCCUAGACACUCCUUCAAUCUUGGAGCCAGAUGUGAUGAAGGUUGAUACUUCAUCACCCACUUGGAUGGACCCAAUCGUGGAGUUCAUCAAAGGAAACCCACCGCAAGAGUCGAAUGAGCAAAAGAAGAUGACGCGAAGAGCAGCUCGGUUCACGCACCGAGAAGGAAUGUUGUACCGACGUGGCUUCUCCCUGCCUCUCCUCAAGUGUGUGACUCCCGAAGAAGGCCACUACAUUCUUAGGGAAAUUCAUGAAGGGGUGUAUGGAAACCACUCUAGCGCCAGGUCGUUGUCGGCUAAGUGGGGGGUGGACAUCAUAGGUCCUUUUCCUUUGGGCAAAGGACAAACAAAGUUCGCCGUUGUCGCUGUGGACUACUUCACUAAGUGGGUUGAAGCCGAGGCACUAUCCCACAUCACAGAGUCCAGAGUCACGUCGUUCAUAUGGACAAACAUUGUGUGCCGCUUCGGCAUACCAAAUGCUAUCGUGACAGACAACGGAAAACAAUUUGACAAUGCAAAGUUCAAGGACUUUUGUAGAAAACUUGGUAUAAGCCACCUUAGUUCGUCCCCUGCGCAUCCAAAAGCGAAUGGACAAGUUGAAGCAGUAAACAAGAUCAUAAAGCGAGGACUCAAGCUAAGGUUGGACUCCAUAAAGGGAAGAUGGGCCGAGGAGCUACCUGAGGUUCUGUGGUCAUAUCGAACCACCCCACGGGAGUCAACUGGUGAAACUCCGUUCUCACUAGCCUUUGGUUCCGAAGCUGUUGUACCAGUCGAGAUCGGCAUACCAACAGACAGGGUAGAAUAG
This is a messenger RNA of Momordica charantia (bitter melon), 1620 nucleotides long. NCBI's taxonomy places the organism in Eukaryota, Viridiplantae, Streptophyta, Magnoliopsida, Cucurbitales, Cucurbitaceae. The record is from RefSeq and is a predicted model, not a curated record.